Adineta steineri is the source of this 447-nucleotide messenger RNA. NCBI's taxonomy places the organism in Eukaryota, Metazoa, Rotifera, Eurotatoria, Adinetida, Adinetidae. The record is from the annotation of a GenBank genome assembly.
AUGCUUCAUUCGAUUAUAACAUUAACAUUAUGUUUAUCAUUUCUACCAAUAAUAUCAAGUCAAAAUUUAAAUGGAAUAUUUUUAAUUGAUUCAUGUAAAUGUAAUUCAUCAGCUGAAACAUGUGAACCAAGUGGACCAUUUAUAUUCAAUCAACAACGAGCAACUGUUGCUAUUCGAUAUGGUUCACAACAAGUUGGUAUUGGUUCAUUAGGAAAAAAUCAACUUGAUUUAUAUUUAAAUCAAAAUCGUUGUAAAGGUUUAUGGAAUGGAAAAACUCAUUCCGCAGAAUUAAAAUGUCAACAUAAAGGUGGAAUUAUGUGUACAACAAAUCUUCGUUGUUUAUCAGGUUUAUGUCUUGAUGAGACAAAAACAAUAAUUUCAUCAAGUUCAAUAAAAAGAAAUAUUUCUUAUCUAUUCAUGAUUAGUAUAUUAAUCAUGUUAGUUUAG